GACUGAAUGUGGAGCCACGCUAAAAGUAGUAAGUCACAGGGUUCUUAUCCUUUCUAUCCGCUGAGCUCAUGGGUUGAUCUUAAAACGAAAACAAAAUAACUGGUUCUUUCGUUUUAAGCUUAAUACUCGGUGCUUUAUUUGUACAUUUUGCGUUAUAGGCACAACCAUGGAGGUCAAAAGCGCAAACCAACCAGAGGCAAGCACUGAUUCCAAUUAUGACAGAAAAGCAGAAAUAAAAGCCUUUGAUGAGUCAAAAACUGGUGUUAAGGGUCUUGUAGAUUCUGGGGUGAAAAGGAUUCCACGCAUGUUUCAUUCUGGCAUUUCCAUAACUGAAAACUCAGCCAGUGACUCUAAGUUCAGUGUUCCCGUUGUAGACCUCAAAGACAUAUACAACAAUUAUGUUAGGCAUGAAGAAGUUGUCAACACAAUCAGAAGUGCAUGCCACAACUGGGGAUUUUUCCAAGUGAUCAAUCAUGGAAUUCCAAUCAGUGUUAUGGAUGAGAUGAUUGAUGGAAUCCGUAGGUUUCAUGAACAAGAUGCUGAUGUAAGGAAACAAUUUUACACAAGGGAUUUGAAAAAUAGAGUUCUGUAUCAUUCCAACGCUAGCCUUUACCGAGACAAAUUUGCUAACUGGAGAGAUACAGUGGGGUGCCAUAUAGCUUUUGAUCCACCCAAACCAGAGGAAUUGCCUGCAGUAUUCCGAGACAUUAUUGUUGAAUAUUCGGAGAAAAUAAUGGGUCUGGGUUGUACAAUUUUUGAGUUAUUGUCAGAGGCUCUUGGCCUUAUUCCAUCUUACCUCAAAGAAUUGAGCUGCGCUGAAGGGCUUUUCAUUCAGGGUCAUUACUAUCCACCAUGCCCUGAACCCAAAUUUACUAUGGGCACAUCGAAGCACACUGAUGCCAGCAUCAUGACAAUACUUCUACAAGACCAAUUGGGUGGUCUUCAGGUUCUUCAUCAGAAUCAAUGGUAUAAUGUUCCUCCUGUGCACGGAGCUCUUGUAGUAAAUGUUGGAGAUCUUCUACAACUUAUGACAAAUGACAUUUUUGUGAGUGUUUAUCACCGGGUCUUAUCAAGUCAUAAAGGGCCAAGAGUUUCAGUAGCUAGCUUCUUUAAUGGUCAAGCUAAAGGAGGUUUAUCAAAGGUUUAUGGUCCAAUAAAAGAAUUGUUAUCAGAUGAAAACCCACCAAUGUAUAGGGAGACCGCCGUAGCAGAUUUAAUGGCACACCAUUUGGCUAAGGGGCUUGAUGGGAACUCUGCCUUGCAGCCUUUCAGGUUGUGAAAUGAACAACUUUCGAAUUAAAAUGGAACUUGAAAAAAUUGAUGCACUCUUGAUUCUCAUGAAGCUGGUUGUAAUGCAUUCUAACUUUGUGCCUUCUACUUGUAUUAAUUUUCCGUAACGAGUUAUGUUUGUAAGGCAGCAGCAUCAAGUCCUGCUGACACAGAAUAAGAUAAAUUAAUUUAGUAGUUCACAUUCAGUGUGCAUAUGUAAAUUUAGUUUAAAUGAAUUUCAUUUU
Abrus precatorius (Indian licorice) is the source of this 1514-nucleotide messenger RNA. RefSeq names its product 1-aminocyclopropane-1-carboxylate oxidase homolog 1-like. The record is from RefSeq and is a predicted model, not a curated record. The coding region runs from base 167 to 1279 and encodes 370 amino acids. NCBI's taxonomy places the organism in Eukaryota, Viridiplantae, Streptophyta, Magnoliopsida, Fabales, Fabaceae. The transcript is spliced from 3 exons.